This is a messenger RNA of Phasianus colchicus (ring-necked pheasant), 2651 nucleotides long. The record is from RefSeq and is a predicted model, not a curated record. NCBI's taxonomy places the organism in Eukaryota, Metazoa, Chordata, Aves, Galliformes, Phasianidae.
AUGGCGGCCCUUCAGCCGCGCGUGGUCCCUGCGGGCACCCGGACGGUGCUGCGGAGCUGUGGGGAAACUGAGGCAGGGACGGAGGGGGCGGCGCUCGGGGGUCGGGGGGGGAACGGGGACGCGGAGACCCGCGGGGGGAUCCCGGCGCCGCCUCCGCGCAGCGCUCCGGAGGGGCUGCACGGCGGGCGGGGGAUGCGCACCUGCCCGGACAGCCCCGCACCCCCCCGGCCCCAGUGCGGGGUCCGGGUCAGGCGGUGCCCGGGGGGCGUUGAGCCGCUGGCGGAGCUCCAUUCGCUGCUGGAUGACAUCGUGCUCACGCAUUCGCUGUUCCUGCCCACCGAGCUCUUCCUGCAGCAGCUGCACCAGCAAUAUCCUCGGGGCGCUCGGGGGGACAUCGGGGGGCUGCGGGAGGGGGGGCGUAGGGGUGGCACGGGGGGAGUGCGAGAGUGCGAUGGAGGACCUGAAGGGCAUCGCGGUGCCCCCCCCGGGUGUGAGGAGGUCCCCGUGUCCCCGCUGCUCCUUAACGCUGCCACCUUCGUGCUGGCGGGCGAUGGGGCCCCCCCGCGCUGGGAGGAGGGGUCCGGGCUGCGGCGCAAGCGAGCGGUGCUGGCGGUGCUGCUGCACUUCCUCGAGACCUACAAGGGGCUGCUGCAGGAGGAGGAGAGCGCGGGGAAGGUCAUCAAGGAGUUGUAUCUGCUCAUCAUGAAGGACGCAUCCCUGUACCACGAGCUGGAGGAUGAGAUCCUGAAGCUGCACCAAUUGGUGGAGACGGUGGAGCUGAAGGUCCCCGACGAGACCCCCCCCCCGAGCAAACAGGUGAAGCCGCUGUUCCGCCACUUCCGCCGCAUCGAUGCGUGCCUGCAGACGCGCGUGGCUUUCCGAGGCUCCGACGAGAUCUUCUGCCGUGUCUACAUGCCGGAUCACUCGUACGUCACCAUCCGCAGCCGCCUCUCGGCCUCAGUGCAGGACAUCCUCACCUCCGUCACCGAGAAGCUGCAGUACUCAGAGGAGCAGAGCGCGCGCGAUGAUGCGCUCAUCCUCGUCACCGUGGCCUCAUCCGGAGAGAAAGCCGUGCUGCAGCCCAGCGAGGAGUGCGUCUUCACCACGCUGGGCAUCAACAGCCACCUCUUCGCCUGCACCCGCGAUACCUUUGAGUCACUGGUGCCGCUCCCGGAGGAGAUCCAGGUGGUGCCUGGGGACAGCGAGAUCCACCGCGUGGAGCCCGAGGACAUCGCCAACCACCUCACCGCCUUCCACUGGGAGCUCUUCCGCUGCAUCCACGAGCUGGAGUUUGUGGAUUACGUUUUCCAUGGGGAGCGCGGGCGGCGUGAGACGGCCAACCUGGAGCUGCUGCUGCAGCGGUGCAGUGAGGUGCAGCACUGGGUGGGCACGGAGCUGCUGCUCUGCGAGUCGCUGGGUCGGCGCGCGCAUCUGCUCAAGAAGCUCAUCAAAAUUGCUGCCAUAUGUAAGCAGAACCAGGACAUGCUCUCUUUCUACGCCAUCGUCAUCGGGCUCAACAACGCCGCCAUCAGCCGCCUGCGGCUCACCUGGGAGGUGAGGGGCUGUGUGGGACCCCCCACUCUGGCCCCCGCCCCCCCAGCUGCUCACAGCCCCCCCCGGGGUGUUGUCUUGCAGAAACUCCCAGGGAAAUUCAAGAAUUUGUUUCGGAAAUUUGAGAACCUGACGGACCCCUGCAGGAACCACAAGACCUACCGGGAGGUGCUGGCCAAGAUGAAGCCCCCCCUCAUCCCCUUCAUUCCACUCAUCCUCAAAGAUCUGACCUUCCUGCAUGAAGGCAGCAAAACCCUCCUGGAUGGGCUGGUCAACGUGGAGAAGCUGCACUGCAUCGCAGAGAAGGUGAGGACCAUCCGCAAGUACCGGAGCCGCCCGCUGUGCCUGGAGCUGGAGCCGUCCCCCAGCCAGCUGCAGACCAAGGCCUACGUGCGGCAGCUGCAGGUGAUCGACAACCAGAACCUGCUGUUCGAGCUGUCCUACAAGCUGGAGCCCGGCGGGCAGUGAGCGGCGCCCGCCCGCACUCUGCACUUUGCCCGGGGGUCCCUGGGGCCUCCCCACCCCCCGUGGCCCCCUCUAUUUUUGUAUGUGUCCCCACGACCCCGUCCCCGCUUCCGCCUGGGCCCCGGGCCCCAGAAUGUGUAUAUUUUGUACCAAAUGCGUCUUUAAUUGUAAAUUUAUUUUUUAAGAAAAAGGAGGAAAAAAGGAUUAAAAAAAAAAAAAAGAAAAAAAGAGUCUGAGCGCCAAUAAACGGCAGCCCCGAGCACGCGUCCGGCGCGCGGGAUGACGUCGUGGUGUGCGUGCGUGACGUCACGCUGCUGCUGGUGACGUCACGGAUGACGUAACAGCGAUCAGCGAGCUUCCUAAGAUGGCCGCAGCGGGGCGCUGCGACCUCCCCAACAUGUCGGCCGGAACGAACCACAUGAUCGCCUCAAAAUGGCCACCGGAAUAGCGCCGGGCGACCUUCCCAAUAUGGCGGAUAACAGACGCAGGCGUUGGGCCGCGGUCUGCAGGUUCUGUGCGGCGGCUCUUAGCGCAGAGCGCAUUCUCUUCGGCUGCUUCUCGCUCUCAUCCGUCCUAGGACGCCCGGAUGACCGCCAAAAUACCCCAACAUUUCGGAGGCCCAGAGGCACGGCGCC